Messenger RNA from Cavenderia fasciculata, 891 nucleotides. RefSeq names its product cell cycle regulator with zn-finger domain protein. The transcript has 3 exons. The record is from RefSeq and is a predicted model, not a curated record. The coding region runs from base 1 to 891 and encodes 296 amino acids. Lineage: Eukaryota; Evosea; Eumycetozoa; Acytosteliales; Cavenderiaceae. Gene Ontology annotation, molecular function: palmitoyltransferase activity.
AUGAGUGGUAAUAAGACUACGACCAUAGUUGCAAGGUUUGGGUUACAAUCAUUUGUGAUAUUGCUAGUGAUCAUACCCUACCUCUAUAUACUCAACUAUGCCAUAUUCCCGUGGAUGCACGAUGUAACCACCUUUAUGAGCUCUGUAUUUCAUUCAAUUCUCGCAACGGCGCUAACUUGCCUCGUCUUAAUAUCCUAUAUACUCGUCAGUUCAACCAGCCCUGGUGAUUUUAACGAUACUUUAUCACCUUCUUAUUAUUUACUUUAUCCAAUCUCUUCUAUAAAUUCUGAAGAAGAUAAAAAAUUUUGUACAAAAUGUAAUCAACAAAAACCAGAAAGAGCACAUCAUUGCAGUAGUUGCAAAAAGUGUAUUUUAAGAAUGGAUCAUCAUUGUCUGUUUAUUGGCAAUUGUGUUGGUCUAUUCAACCAGAAAUAUUUUGUUUUAUUCCUAUUCUACGCUUCACUUUCCAUAUUUUAUUUCUUUUAUUUAUUGGUUUCAAGAUCAUUGGAAGUAUUAUUGGAUUCAACUCCUCAACAAACGGAAUAUAACUUUUUAGAUAUAUCAAAAUUAUUUUUAAUUGGAUCAUUGACAAUAUCGAUGGUGAUUAUAGAGAUAUCAAUUACAUCAAUGUUGGUGAAUCAAUUGUGGUUGUUGGGGAAUAAUAUGACGACGAUCGAACAUGAAGGUACUAAAAGAAAACUAUACGGACGAAAGGUGUUACCACACCAACUCCAACAAUACCAAGACCAAUUACGACGUAGCGACAAGGGUUGGAUACAUAAUUUUUCAACUGUAUUUGGUAAUCCAUCUUUAUCUUGGAUUCUACCAGUACCACCUCAUAUAUUAAAAAAUGGUUACCAGCAAAGAAAGGGUGACAUUAUGGAAGUUUAA